CCAUCUUUGCCAGCAGUUGCAUUGCCCACCUCAGAAGGUCGAAACCAUCUAUGGAAAAAUACGCGAGAGGCAGUGCGAUAUAUAUACAAGCAUCACAGGGACGACGCAGACUGGUUCCUGAAGGCAGAUGACGACACCUACGUCAUCAUGGAAAAUCUUCGUUACAUGCUCAUCAAACACGAUCCCAGGGAGCCGGUGUAUUUUGGAUGUCGCUUCAAGUUUCCACUGGCGCACACCCAGGGGGGUUAUAUGAGUGGGGGACCAGGUUAUGUCAUGAGUCGAGAGGCUGUGGAGCGAUUCGUGGAGAAGGCCCUUCCCAAUCCCGCAUUAUGUCCUCCAUUGCAGAAGGAUGAGGAUGUCGGAAUGGGAAAAUGCAUGCAUGCAGUAGGAGUAGAAGCUGGAGACUCCCGGGACGAGCUCGGUCGCUGGCGUUUCCUGCCAUUUGAGCCCGAGUUCCACAUCAAUCCUGAUAAUCGCAAAGGAUAUAAAUGGAAAUGGUUUUCUUGUCACAGUUACUAUUCGUUCUCUGAAGGACUUCAGUGUUGCUCAGACACCGUUAUCUCAUUCCAUUACAUCUCACCGGAGCAAAUGCAUAUUCUGGAGUAUUUAAUCUACCAUGUCCAUCCAUAUGGCUUAUAGUGCUGCAAGUACUCUUGAAAUUAAACACCACUAUUUCACAUGUAGGAAAGGGAUAUUUCAUAUGUAGAAAACCAUCCAACA
This is a messenger RNA of Darwinula stevensoni, 720 nucleotides long. The record is from the annotation of a GenBank genome assembly. Lineage: Eukaryota; Metazoa; Arthropoda; Ostracoda; Podocopida; Darwinulidae.